UGCGCACCACGUCAUUCACAUCUACGAUGCAAUUUCUGUGCUGGAUCUAUCGACGUAUUCACUCGCUGAACGUCAAAAAUCUGCUAGUGGUUUUCUUCCCUUUUUAAAGCGGAACUCCCAUUUUCUUGAAGAGGCGAAGAAGACAAGGUAUACAACAUGGAUUAAUGAUCACAGAACUCCGAUGUAUGAUAAAGACCCACUGUAAAUAAAUAAGUCCAAGAAAAUAUUUUGAUAAAACUUGAUCUCGUUGACGAACAUCUUCGAUUGUCUGAAACGGAAAUCUACAAGUAGUUCUUGACGGUUCAGAAGAGUUGUCUGCAAUCUCAAGGGUUACCAUGUCAACAGUACCCAAAAUACAUCCUCCCACCAAUGGGGUCUACAUCGUCCAAGGGGAGAUGUUGUUGGUUGCCACGGCAAUGAGGCGCAGCUCCAGAUGGACAUCUCAUCUGGCCCAGGAGGAAGAGCAAGACCCGUUGUUAGGAGGCUUCUCCCGUCUAAAGGAAACGUUGAACUCCAUCUCAGAUAUAACGGAGAUUGAGCCCAACGUCUUCCUGUGUCCGUUCCUUGAUGUCAUCCGCUCAGAGGACACCACUGGACCAAUCACAGGCCUCGCUCUGUCCUCUAUCAAUAAGUUCCUGUCCUAUGGAAUGCUGGACACAUCUGUGGAAGGUGCCACGUCAGGCAUAGAGAACAUUGCCGAUGCAGUCACCCAUGCCAGGUUUGUUGGCACGGAUCCAGGCUCGGAUGAGGUGGUUCUCAUGAAGAUUCUUCAGGUUCUCAGGACGUUACUUCUGACCCCAGUAGGAGCUCAUCUCUCCAACGAGUCCGUCUGUGAGAUCAUGCAGUCCUGCUUCAGAAUCUGCUUUGAGAUGAGACUCAGCGAGUUACUACGCCGCUCCGCUGAGCACACACUAGUUGACAUGGUACAGCUUCUGUUCUCACGAUUGCCGCAGUUCAAGGAGGAGAAACUCUCAGCCAUGAGAAAGCUGAAGAUGCGACCAGGGGGCAUUACCGACGCAACUCGCCGCCGCAAGUCGCGCCCCUCUCCCAAAGUCCGGGCCAAGAAAGACCGUCUGGCAACCACGCCCACGGAAGAGAUUAACGCCAUGCAGCCGGGAGCCCCAGCCCCUCACGUUGCAGCUAACUCCCUAGCGGCCAACGCAAACGCCGCCGGUGCAGCUGUUGCAACGUCCGUCGCCGCGACGACAGCAUCUCCGAGUGCAACCUCUGCUUCCACCACCACCUCAGAAUCGAGCCAGUCUCAAGUCACUCCUCCGUCGACGCUGAACGUCUCCUCGGAGGUGGACGAGCAGAGGCUACCAUCGUCGCUGGACAGCGGGGUGGACAUGAAGGAAUCGCUGUCGGCCGUGACUCCUUCCGAGGGCGACAUCACACCGACUCAGGGUCAGGUCAUCUCCAUGCAAGGAGAGCAACAGGAGGAACCGACAGAGAACAAGAAGGGUGAUGAGAAUGAUCAGAUGCUAGAUGUAGAGAGAUCAGACUCCUUGGUAGACGGCACAGAAGACACGGAGUCCAUCACGGAGCAUUCUGACAGUGCCUCCAUCCAAGACUCUGAAUACAUCAACCCGCAGGGCGUCAGGUUCACACCCCACCAUAGGCAUAAAGACGGCUCGGGUCCCAUUAUCCCCUAUGGUCUACCAUGUGUCAGGGAACUGAUGAGAUUUCUCAUCUCGCUCAUCAACCCAUAUGACAGGCAUAACACAGAUUUGAUGAUGCACAUGGGUCUGAACCUCCUGACCGUUGCCUUGGAGACGGGAUGCGAUCAUGUCGCUCACUUCUCUGCUCUGCUCAGUCUCAUCAAGGACGACAUGUGCAAAAACCUUCUUGCUCUUCUGCAAGCUGACAGGUUGUCCCUCUUUGCCGCCUCUCUCCGCGUCUGCUUCAUGCUGUUUGAAUCCAUGAGGACUCAUCUCAAGUUCCAGCUGGAGAUGUUCCUGCACAAACUGACCGAGAUCAUCAUCUCGGAAUCGGUCCGGAUUCCUUACGAGCAGCGUGAGAUGGCACUGGAUUCAAUCGUACAGCUGUGGCGACUACCCUGUAUGGUGACAGAGCUGUAUCUGAACUACGACUGUGACGUCUACUGCAGUAAUUUAUUUGAAGAUCUUACUAAAUUACUAUCCAAGAAUGCAUUCCCAGUCUCCGGCUCCCUCUACACCACCCACCUCCUGUCCCUGGACGCCCUCCUAGCCGUCAUCGACGGCAUCGAGACCAACUGCCACCAUCGCAUCCUCAGCUCCAUGGUGGCCCAGGGCAACCUGGACCGGGAGAAGUCCGAGUCAACAUCGGCCGUCACCAUCCAUGUCCAGGACGUCUCGGGGAAGACCGAGGAGGGGGACAAGGGGAAGGAGAAGGGAGGGGGCGAGGACGGGGCCAGGCAGGGCGGGAUGGGGGUGACGCUGCCCACCACGGGAUAUGCCAUGGCACAGGUCAUGUCCAUGAACCGGGAUAAAGAAGUGGACAAUGGCAAAUUGAAGCCUUCUGAAGAUCACAUCGAGGGGAGCCCCAACCGACGAGUCAGUCGCUUCGCUCCCUCGGACAACUUACCAUCCCUGGAGCAGCUGAUGCAGAUUAAACAGACCAAAAAGUUGAUCCAAGCCGGCACGGAGCAGUUCAACAUCAAGCCCUCCAAGGGCAUUGCCUUCUUGAUGGAGCAGGGCAUCUUACACUCCCCCCUGGAGCCCCACGAGGUGGCCGUCUUCCUCAAGGAGAACCCCAGGUGCGACAAGAAGAUGAUCGGGGAGUACCUGAGCAGCAGGAAGAACGAGAAAGUCUUGGAAGCAUUCUUGAAGUUGUUUGGGUUCGAGGGCACCAGGAUUGACGAAGCACUCCGGAUGUACCUGGAAGCGUUCAGACUUCCUGGAGAAGCUCCCGUCAUCCAGCAUCUCAUGGAACAUUUCUCCGACUACUGGCAUAAUGCCAACAAUCGGCCGUUUGCCAAUAACGAUGCUGCAUUCACGUUGGCGUACGCAGUCAUCAUGCUGAAUGUAGACCAACACAACCACAACGCCAAGAAGCAGAACAUUCCAAUGAACGUUGACCAAUUCAAGAAGAAUCUCACCAAAGUGAAUGGCGGUGCGGACUUUGACCAGUCCGUGCUGGAGGAAAUAUUCAGUGCUAUCAAGAGUGAGGAAAUUGUGAUGCCAGCCGAGCAGACAGGUCUUGUCAGAGAAAACUAUCUCUGGCGGGUCUUGCUGAAGCGAGGAGCCACCCAGGAGGGGACCUUCCUCCAUGCCCAGUGCGGCGAUCUGGACCGGGAGAUGUUCUUACUAGCCUGGGGACCCACGGUGGCUGCACUGUCGUUUGUGUUUGACAAGGGCAUGGAUGAUACCAUCACGCAGAAGGCUAUCGCUGGCUUCAGGAAAUGUGCAAUGAUCUCGGCCCAUUACGGACUGACCGAUGUGUUCGACAACUUGGUCAUCUCCCUCUGCAAGUUCACCACUCUCCUUAAUUCCAUGGAGACCCCGGAGAACCUUCCGAUCGCCUUCGGGUCCAACGCCAAGGCCCACCUUGCCGCCAAGACGGUCUUUGGCCUGGCCCACCGGCACGGUGACAUCCUCGCCGAGGGAUGGAAGAACCUCUUGGACUGCAUGCUGCAGCUGUACCGGGCUAAGCUGCUCCCGAUUGAGAUGGUAGAGGUCCAGGACUUUGUGGAUCCUAGCGGCAGGGUCUCCCUGAUCAGAGAGGAGAUGCAGCCUGUCAAGUCUGAUUCUUCCUUGUUUGGUUCGUUCUACUCCUACUUCACGACUGCUGAGACAUCCACUCAGAAAGGGCCUACCAAUGAAGACAAGGAGGCCAUUGAACAGGCCAGGAGCUGUAUAGAGGACUGUCACCCGGAGCACCUGAUCACAGAGAGUAAAUUCCUGCGGCAGGAGUCCCUCCAAGAGUUGAUGAAGUCGCUGACGUUUGCCUCCCAGGGCCCUCAGGCAGCUGACUCCCUCGGGGUACAGUAUGAGGAAGAGGCGGCCGUCUUCAACCUCGAGCUGCUCAUCAGGGUGGUCUUGGAAAAUCGGGAUCGCGUCGGCACUCUAUGGCAAGGCAUCUGUGAUCAUCUCUACAGUCUGAUUGUCUCAACGACAGAGUACAGCUUGCUAGUUGAGAGAGCCGUUGUCGGUAUCCUCAGGCUGGCCAUACGCCUGCUGAGGAAGGACGACAUCGCUGCUCAGGUUCUGACAUCUCUACGGAUGCUACUCCUGAUGAAGAAGUCGGUCCUGCAGCGCGUCUGUCGUCAGGUGGCCUAUGGUCUCCACGAACUCCUGCGCACCAACGCGGCCAACAUUCACUCCUCCCAGGACUGGUACACCCUCUUCACGCUGCUGGAGUGCGUGGGUGCGGGAGCAGCACCCCCUAGCGUCCACAUGGGCGACGCGAAGAGAGAUCGAGAGAUACAAGACACGGGCACCCAGUCCGACAGUGAGAUGUCAACAGGCAGUGUCAGCGGUGCCUCGGAUCAAGGCUACACCUCGGACAGUGAACUCUUCAAGCAUAAACAGCCUCACCGAUCCAGCAGUGAGCCGGACGUGUCCACCAUGACGGACGAUAGAGUCAUCUCGGUGAACAAUGACAGCACAGUCCGCCACACCCAGAACCAUUCCCGAGACGUCCCCAAACACCAGAACCAAUUUGAGAUCGCCCUGGAUCAGACCCUCAGCCACCACGACACCAAGGCCCUCAUGAAAUGCUGCGAGUCCCUGGCCUUCCUGGUCAGAGACGCGGCCCACGUCACGCCUUCCAACUUUGAGUCUUGCGUCCACGCCAUCAGGAGCUUUGUGGAGGCCACAGUCAAUGGAGGGAAACUCAGAAAUGAUCGACAAAAGAAACCCGAGCCGCCAAAAGACCGGAAAAACUCCCGAAUGUCCCGGAACCAGAGGAACAAGAAGAGCAUGCCCAAGACCAACUCUGUUCCCGAGAAGAUCUACCAGAUGGCCGACGGCUAUGAAGAUGGAGAAGACGAGGGACCUCCCGGCGGAUAUCACUCCCUGUCUAUACAGUUGCUGGACUUGAUGCACACCCUCCACACGAGGGCAGCAUCCAUCUUCAGCUCCUGGGCCGAGGAGGAGAAGAAAGACGGAUCGCAGACGACGAUCGACGCCGGAGCCAGUGCAUUGUGGAUCAAAUGCUGGUGCCCACUACUGCAAGGUAUCGCCAGGCUGUGCUGUGACGUUCGUCGUCAGGUCCGCAUGCAAGCCCUGACCUACCUCCAGCGAGCCCUCCUAGUCCACGACCUACAGACCCUGUCGGCCGUGGAGUGGGAGUCCUGCUUCAACAAGGUCCUGUUCCCACUGCUGGCCAAGCUGCUGGACCAGAUCCAUCCCCAGGACCCCGUGGGGCUGGAGGAGACCCGCAUGAGGGCGGCUACGCUGCUCUGCAAGGUAUUCUUACAGCAUUUGACGCCCCUUCUGUCACUGUCUACGUUCACCGCCCUGUGGCUCACCAUUCUGGAUUUCAUGGACAAGUACAUGCACGCUGAUAAGAGUGAUCUACUGUACGAAGCUAUCCCCGAAUCCUUGAAGAACAUGCUGCUAGUCAUGGACACGGCGGGGGUCUUCCAAGACGAGGCCGGCUCAGAGAGAGGCCAGAACUGCCAGCUGUGGGUCUUCACCUGGGAGAGGAUCGACUGCUUCUUGCCGGGGCUCAAGAACGAGGUCUUCAAACCACACGAACCAGUUGUGGUCAAAGAGCCGGCCCCUAGCGUGGCCCCGACGCCAGACGAAAUGAUGAGAGACGGAAACCCGAAUGAAGAGGAACAGAAAACAGUCAGUGCAAAACCUGAAGGAAAAAGUGCAACACCUCCACCUCAGGAUGCCACGCCCGUAAAGGAAGCCCCGCCUCCUGCGGUAACAGCACCUGUGACCACGCCCGCGACCACGCCCUCGACCACACCCAGCGCCAAAGACACCAACCCAGUCACCAGUCAGCCCAACAUCAUCCUGCAGCCGCCCCUGCCCUUUCUGGGCCCCCUCCCUGGGGGUCAGGAUGCCAAGCAAGGCUCCCCCGUGCCGUUCCUCCUCAACCCGGCCAUCUUGAAAGGAUCGCCGAUCGUCGCCCAGAUACUCCCCCAGCCGGAGCCCUCAACCACGGGAAGCUCUUAAAAGCUCCAUCAGCAGAAAUAGGUGAAAAAAUUUACCUCUUUUUUUUUAAACCUCUUGGUUGUAACCAGCGGUACUAUGGCUACCAUAUUAGCUGAACAUAGCUAAAAAACGAUGCACAACCCGAACUUAAACCCUGACCCUGCCAGAUAGCAACACGCUGCGACAGGUGUAAAAGUCUGUGGGACCUUGCUGCAUCGAGCCAUCAACACCAGUGCCUAAACGGCCGAUUCUGAAACAAUGAGAGCUAGUCCCAUUGAACAAUGCCGCAGCCGCAUAUCCUGCUGCAUUCGGUGACCACAGACUCUGGCAUGUUAGCUUGAGAUUUUUGACCUGAUGGUUCUUGCUUCACUUAGCAGGCAUGUCGUGUCAUUUUGACAAGCGUUGCAUGUUGCUGUGUUUAGCACGGUAUCUCACCAAAAAAAUAUCCUGGAGAGUUUGGGGCAACCUUUUUUUCUUUUUCUUUUUUAAACCAGGGACAGAUUCUAAAAUCUAUACUUUACCUGAGUUCUAACUUUGGUUGAGCACGUCACAGCUGGAAAAAACCCAGUGAACGUAUUGCUAGUACAGAAAAUCUUACAGUUUUGUGCUUCAAGAAUAGUCACAGAAUUUGAAAUCAAGACUUUGUUUGAGUACUGGGUAAAUCUCUUACAUAUUUUAAAAAUCAAGAAAUUCCAUGAGUUGUAAGCAAUAAUUAACAAAUUUCAAAAUAUGUGAAAAAAAAUUCAUUUAAAAAUUAAUCUUGGCUAUAAUUGAACACUAAUUCCAGUUCAUUAGACCUGUAAUUAUAUUGUAGAUAGGUCUUCGAAAAUUAAAAACUGUCAAGUACUACGAAAGGACAACGACAAGAUUAAAAAAAACCUACAAACUAAAUACUGUAGCUUUAACUUUAUAACUUUUAAACUAAAAAUUAACACUACAAGAGAUUCUUGGGGAAAUUUCAUCUGAAAACAUUUUGAGAUAUUUUGAGGCUUGGAAAGAAUUGGAGGAUUUUGUUUUGAUGAUCAUGCGCUGCUGCAGAAUACCAUGGUCAACGACGUAACGUUUUGUUUGCUCUUGUGUUUAAUUCUGCAAAGUUUUACAGUAAAAUUGAUGUUCACACAGUGCAAUGUUGAAUUCUUGUCGUCGAUAAUUUUAGAUAUUGUGAUCGUUUUAACCAAGAAGAUUAUUUGGCUUAUGAUGUUAGUUUUUGCACACGUACUGUUUUGUUGAUAUUAGAUGAAAUUAGUUCAGUCCACAAAAAAAAAAAUAUUUGAGGCUCAGAAAAGAAAGCAAUUGUCAAGUAUUAAGUUGUAGGGCUCAUUUAGGUUCAACAAAUGUUGUGUAACUGUACGAUAAAACACUGUUUUGAUUUAUAUUUUUUAGAGUAUACAAAAGCCACAGAAACAUGAUUUGUAAAUUGUUAACAAAGGCGGCCGUGCUAGAAUCGUACAAUACUUUGGUUUCAUAAGUUUUCAUUUUUUUUUUUAAAUCAUUUGCCAUGACAACCAUGGGUAUCCAAAAAAUUGUUUAGGAAUCAAAUUAACCUCUGGAAAAAAAGGUAUAAGUCACCUAAAUUUAUUCCAACGUGCCGCAGCUUUCCAAAUAUUGGCUUUUACAAAAAAGAAUGUUACCGAAAAAUAAUCGUGAAAUAGUUUAGGUCAACUAUAGUGAUUAAGUUACGUGUGUUUAUGAAGAGAAUUCUAUUUAGAGAAAUUGCAAGGAGGAUAGUUAUGAUGUAUCUUUUGUUUAGACAAUUCUAGACUGGAAAGUAGUGAUAAAUUCUUUCUUUGUGCAAAGGUUCAUACUUUCAGAAUGGCAGUGCAAAAAACCUGAUAUUUCAGAUUAAGAAUAAUCUUCAAAUUCUGUUGCUCUGUAGCUGAAAAAAUUAGGCUCUUGUUACCUACAAUUUUUCUUUUCUAUCAAAAAAUGUGUCCACUUUUUAUUAUUCGUCAACAAUCCCACAGCGGAUGGACAGUUUCCUGAAAAAUAAGUGAUUGUUUAUUUAUCCAGAUUUCAAAUUUUAGUAGUAACUCCAAGAGAGCAUUUGAUGGAGAACAAGUGAUUGAUUUGUAACAUAAUUGUGUAAAAAUAAAAACCCUUAAUAACUAAAUAUCUUUCAAAGGUUACACACCACGGUCCUUGAAGUAAAGAUUCUAUAAAUUUCAAAGACUCAGAUGAAUUAUUAUAAAUGUGUUUUAAACUGCAAUUUUUCUGUGUGUAACCGUAUCUUAAUUUUUUUUAAAGCAUUUUAUGGUUUACAAACAUGAUGCCAUAAUUAUUUUGAUUUUUGUGUAGUACUGGAUUUAUAGACAUUCAGAAAAGUACACACAAAAAAGGGUGGGGGUGUUAAAUGAAGUGUUAAAUUGUACCUGUAUAUAAUCCUUAUGGUCAGUGCGUUGGUUAUCAUUGUACUGUACAGUGGUCAAAACUUGUAUAUCUGUAAUUAUCUGAUGUAAAUUACACGAUGAUCGAGGAUGUUAUUAAAAACGCAUACUGUGGUAAAAAAA
This is a messenger RNA of Patiria miniata (bat star), 8596 nucleotides long. Its product is annotated as Golgi-specific brefeldin A-resistance guanine nucleotide exchange factor 1-like. The transcript is spliced from 35 exons. Lineage: Eukaryota; Metazoa; Echinodermata; Asteroidea; Valvatida; Asterinidae. Gene Ontology annotation, molecular function: guanyl-nucleotide exchange factor activity. The record is from RefSeq and is a predicted model, not a curated record. The coding region runs from base 336 to 6110 and encodes 1924 amino acids. Gene Ontology annotation, biological process: regulation of ARF protein signal transduction.